Messenger RNA from Caenorhabditis angaria, 4873 nucleotides. Lineage: Eukaryota; Metazoa; Nematoda; Chromadorea; Rhabditida; Rhabditidae. The record is from the annotation of a GenBank genome assembly.
AUGUCUAACGCAUUAGUGAACCCAAAACCUGAAGAAGAAGAAGAAGAAGAAAUAGAUGUGAAUAUACCUGGACCAUCGAGAAGACGAUCAUCAAAUAGAGCUAUUGGGAAUGCAGACUUUUCAUGUCCUUAUUGUGAAUUUGUUGGAGAUAGUCGAGCAACAACGAAUUUCCACGUUCGACAAGAACAUCCAAAAGGUGGACUUCCUCGGAAAAUUGAUACUAAACCACCAGAAAUGCAAGAAAUCGUAAAACCUGCAAGAGAAACAACAAAACAAUUAAUCGGAACAAGAAAGAAGCCUGAAAAUAUUGCAAGUAAGUUCAUAAUUCUUGAAUAUUUUAUCCGUUUUUUUAAUUCAGAUCCAACUACAAGCGAAAAUAUCAUAUAUCAACAUCAAGAGGAUAAUUUGAUGCAAGAAGAUUAUAUCGAAGUUUCUAAUGAAGUUGAGAUAAAUGAAGAAAUGAAUGAUGACGAAUCUCGAAGAAAAAUAGUCCAACAACAAGUAAAUUCGUAUGUUGUAGAUGUUUCUUCAAUUGGUGAAAACAAAAAGAAGAAUUCGGGAAAAAUCGGUGCACCAAGAAAGAAAACACCUAGUCGCCAAAAAGUCUACGAUCCAAAAAAUCUACCAUUUCGAUUGCGAGUUGGAGAUAUUAAUGGAAAAUAUGCUUGUUAUGUUCAAGAAUGUGAUUGGAAAGGUGGUUAUAGAUCAUUGAGAAUGGAUCAUAUGCGAGCAGUUCAUCCUGAAUGGAAAAUGCCGAGUCGAUAUUUGUUACAACGAAUUUCAAAAGAUGGAGUUUAUAUUGAUCCGGAGAACUAUGUGCCACCUUUUGAAUGUACAGUUGAUGGAUGUGAAUGGCGUGGAAAUUUCAGAGCUUCGAGAUCAGCACAUAUAAAACAAGCACAUCCUGGUUAUUAUGUGGAAAAUAAAAAGAAAACAACACUUGUGAGUUAUCAAUUUUUAUUUUUUUUCAAAUUUAAAUUCAUAAUUUUCAGGGAAGUUAUCAUGCAGAAGGACAAUAUCUUUGUCAUUUAGCAGAAUGUGAUUGGAGAGGAGCAUCUCGAUCAACUCGAGCAACACAUAUGAAAAAAGAACAUCCACAAUUUAGAAUGGAAAAUAUGAGAAGUGCUGUUAUGCUUGAAUGUUUUGCUUGUGGAACCAAUGUACCAACACAAUUUGGUUUGAUAAAUCAUAUUGAAGAAUUUCACGGUCUUGGAAAUCAUGUCGAGCAAGUUUUCGAGAAAAAAUCCGAUUUUUUGGUUUGGAUCGCAACUGUUGAGCGAUUUUAUUCGUGCGAAUUUGCAAAACGAAUUAAAUCGGGUGGAAAAGAAGAUGAGGUUUUGAAGUUUCAAUUAACAUGUUCUUGUCAUGCGCAGAAAAAUGCGGGAUUUAUUACGGUUGCAAGAAAUGUUGCCUAUUCGACAAUUUUUCUGAAAAAACGAGCAGAAAGAAUUAUCACAAGACGCAAAAUUGAUUGUUGUUUAUAUUUGGAUGUGAGUGAGGAUCCGGCAAGUUUGGAUGGUUCGCAAGAGGGAAAAAUUUAUGUGAGAGGAUGUUUGGAGCAUACUGGACAUCGAUGGGGAACACCACUUUUGAGAUCAUCUGUUUUGGAUCGACAAAUGUUUCAAGAAUUUAUGAAUUAUAGAAAUACAAAUCGCAAAGAAAUGUCAAUGCAUACUUUGUUAGAUGUACUUUGCGGUAAGAUUUUGAGAGAAAUAUUGUCGAAAAUGUUUAAUUUUUCCAGAAAUCGAAGGAUUUACAAUUGACAAUAUGGAGCAAGUAAUUGAACAUGAAUCUCCUGUUUCACUUGAUCCAGAAGCUUCAAUUUCUCUGGGCAAAUUAAUCGAAACUGAUGAAGAUCUUAAAAAUUCUACAUGGGGAGCGCAUCUUCCAUCGGAAAAUAGCGAAGGAAAUCAAGAAAAAAUAUCGAUUGGAAUAAUGAGUGAAGAAAUGAAAAGAUAUUGGAAAUCGUAUGGACGAGAUAGAGUUGCAAUUAUUGAUCAAGCAAAUAUUGAAUUAAACAAGUAUUCUUUAAAUGUGUUUUUCGUUUUGGUUUUGGAUAAUUUAUUAUUGCCAAAAGUUGCUUGUGUUUAUAUAACAAGUAUGGAUGGAGAAGAUAACACGGGACAUGAGGAACUUAUCGAAUUUUUGUAUUCUGUGUAAGUUGAUUUAUUUUUCAAAAUCAGUUUUUUUUUUAAAUUAAAAUCCAAUGAUUUUUAGUGAUCCUCAACCACCUCGUGUUUUUGUUUCUGAUCCUUCGCAAAUUUGGAUUGAAAUAAUAUCCAAAUUCUGGCCGGAAAUCGAAAUCGAUGUUCAGAUUUCUGAAUGGACACUUUUAGAUUAUUGGGCUGAUGUUAUUGAAAAAGAAAUUCCAAAUCAAUUGGAUCGUUUUCAUUUGAUGUGUGCACUUCGUAGAAUGCUUCGACUUACUGAUAUGCAACAAUUUAUCUAUUUUUGUGUUGAACUUUUCGAAGCUUUACAUGAAGUUGACAAUGAUUCAUUUGCCAAAUUUAUGGAUGUUCAAUUAUCGGAUUCACAAUAUUUCAAAAGAUGGAGCCCAUUACAUCGAAGUGAUCUUACUUCACAUAAUAAUCCAACAUUGUCUUUGGCGUGUCGAUAUUUUAGAGAAAGAUUUUUGAAUCCUCAAGGUUUGCCGAAAAUCGAUCAAUAUGUUGUGGUUUUGAAAAAAAGAAUUGAAGAAUUCAAUCAAUGUAUUGGAUCAGAAACAUAUACAUUGAGACCAUUGGAUCCAAUGAGAAAUAUUUAUUAUCCAACUGCUGUUUAUGAAGAGUAAGUUUUUUGUUGGAAUAUCAGAAAAAUGAUAAAAUUAAAGAUAUUCUACCCAUAAAAAUUAUGUUUUCAGACGAUAUGCGAAAAUAGUUGCUGCUGAUGGAGAAGCUGAUAUACCUGAAGUGUUCACAGAGGAAAUUGUUGAUUAUAAUCAAAUAAUUUAUGAAGAAGUCACAGAACAUCAAGAACAAUUGGAAGCAAUUCCAAAACAACAACAACAACAACCACCUCAUAGAUAUAUUCAUCAUCAACAACAACAUCAAGAAAAUUUGGAAAAACCGUUGGACAAUAUUUUGCAAGAGGAAAAACCGACAACAUCUACAUUAAUUGCUGGAAACAGUGGGCAACAUUGUGAAGAUCAAGUUUUUGAUGAGGAAUUUAUGGAAAAUGUUGGAGGAGACGAAGAAGAAGAAGAAGAAGAAGUGAAUGAAGAUGAGAUGCUUGAAGUUGAGAUUGAAAAAAUGACGAAUGAUGGUGAAGAAAUGAUUGAUGUUGUUGGUGAACCGCCGAGGAAAAUAAUGAGACAUGAAACAACAAAAGCGGUUAUUGGACAGAGGAGACCGAAGGUAAGGCAUUUUGUGAAAGACUGACAUAAUUUUUUUUUGAAAACCUCAUUCAGCAAAUUCAGCUAAAAAUCGUGAAAAUGUGUGUUUUUUUGGAAAAAAUUUCGAGAACGUCUUAAAAUAGUCGAUUUCCCGAUUUUCGAAAUUCCUCCAUCUGGAAUUUCAGGUCUUCAAAAAUUUGUGGAUUCAAUUGACUUGAAUCUCGCAGAAUUUGAAUUUUCCAAAAAUAACUUCACUAUUUGCUUGAAUCUGAUGAAAAAUACCAAUGUAAAACCACGAAUAGCUUCAUUAUUUGCAAAUUGAAAAAAUGUUAUAAUUUCCCGUUUCCGUCUCCGGCACAGUUUCCAAAAUUCCCUGUUUUUCAGAAUCGUAUUCGUCUCAGUCAAUCAACUGAUUUAUCAUCCGCUGAUCGUAUCGCAAUUCGAGAAAUAGCUGCACAUGUUAUAGAUAUAGAUGGGCGAAAAUCAACUGCGAAAUAUCAUCCUUCAACAAUUCCAAUCGGUUCUUCUAUGUAUGGCUCUCAAAUAGUUGAAUUCAAUGACGAUGGAAAACCUGAAGAAGUUUUCGAAGAAAUUGUUGAAGAUGAAGUUGUUGAAGAAUGUGAGGAAAUUGAAAUGGAUCCGAAUCAACCAUCAACAUCAAAUGGACAAGGAUCUUCUGUUAAUUGGUAAUUUUAAUUGAUCUCAAUCUUUAUUUUAUUUUUUGUAAUAGUUUGUAAUUUUUUAUUUUUCACUUUGUUUCUCAUCCUUGAAUAAUAAAGGUUUUAUUAUUAUUUUCAUUUAUUUGUUAUAUUAUAUUUUGAAAAUAUGUGAGUUAAUCAAGCUCUCUAAAUAUCUAAUUAAUUUUUUGGUUGCAAAACUCAAUUUCUAUUUUUUCAGAACAAUGUCAGUUGAAUCGAUUCCACGAGAUUUGCGAGGUUUGCGAGCUUGUCUACUUUGCUCGAUGAUCAAAUCGCUGGAUCAAUUCAUUAUGGAUGGAUGUGAUAAUUGUGAAAGUGCGCUUCAUUUAAAGGGAGACGAUGAAAAAGUGCAGGAUUGUACCAGGUUUGUGGAAAAUUGUAUUUUCAAAAACAAAUUUCAUCUUGGGACACGAAAUUCAGGCAUUUUCAAUAUUCAAAUUUUCAGCCUCAAAAAUUUCGAAAAAAAAAGAAAAAUUUAAAUAAAUUUAAUUAAAACGUGAUAACCUCGUUAAGAAAUUAUUUCUUAUUAUUUUCAAAUAUUUAAUUUUUUAUUUAUUUUUUAAUUCAAAAAAUGUUGUUUUUAGCGCUAAUUUUGAUGGAAUAAUUGCGGCAAUGCACAACGAAGAUUCGUGGGUUUGUAAAUGGCAGGUAUGUUAAUAAAUGUUAAUCUUUAAAUUCUAAUCCCCAAUUCUAUUUUUUCCAGAAAAUCAAUAGAAAAUCAAAAGGAAUCUAUGCAAUCAGUGUGUCUGGAAGUCUUCCAAACAGUGUUAUUAAUGACUUAAAAAGUCUGGGAAUUCGAUAUAAGCCAAGUAUGCGAGACAAUUCGAUUCAAUCCAAAAAAUGA